Linepithema humile (Argentine ant) is the source of this 2327-nucleotide messenger RNA. It is a transcript of the gene Aplip1, whose product is annotated as JNK-interacting protein Aplip1. Gene Ontology annotation, molecular function: MAP kinase scaffold activity; JUN kinase binding. The record is from RefSeq and is a predicted model, not a curated record. Gene Ontology annotation, cellular component: cytoplasm. NCBI's taxonomy places the organism in Eukaryota, Metazoa, Arthropoda, Insecta, Hymenoptera, Formicidae. Gene Ontology annotation, biological process: JNK cascade; regulation of JNK cascade.
UCGACGAGCAGCUCUUCUCCAGGCCACCACGGCCGCCCUCGGGACCGACCCCUGCCCUGUGCCCUGCAUCUUGCUCAUCCCGCAAACGCGACGUGAACGAUGGCCGACAGCGAAUUUGAGGAAUUCCGGCAGUACUUUGAGAGGCUGCCCCAGCACCUGAAAGCGCCGCUCUCUAACUACACGCUCGUGCAUGAUGUGAUGAUCGAUGAUUCGCCCACAUCCUCGCAAGGAAGCGACGGAGAAGUCGGCAGGUCCUGCGACGCCGUCACCGGCGAUUCCGAAGAUGAAGAAGUAGUCGUUAUACACCGGCACGAUAAUCAAAGCGGACACACCACCCCCGAUGACAGUGAAGAAUUGGAUCAUCACUGCUCGAUUAUAGCUGACAGCGAUUUUAGGUUGGUAACGUCCUUGUUCGGUGGACUGAGCAGCAGGGGUCGAUCGGUAGGCGGCGGCGGACCAGGACCGGGCGGGGGUGGCAUUACGGUAUCCGGCAACGGAGGUCGGGACAGCGUUGUUAGCGACGUCGGCGAUUCGUGUUCCAGUUUGAACUCCUGGCCUACGCCAGAGCAUGUACCGGCGAAUCGACCCGGGAGCGGCGGUACUGAGCGCAGACGUCGGAGAUUGCCGGAAAUUCCGAAAAACAAGAAAUCUCUGCCCAUGUGUCAGACGUCCAUGCAGACGUCGUCCUCGUUGGCAGAUGAGUUGAGUGCCGCCACCGGUUCGACAUCGGCCCGGCCUCAUCUUGUCUUAAGGAAAUAUCAUCCCAGACUCCGCCAUGAAGACAGUUCACCCGACAGUGAAAGGAUGGCUACCGAUAGCGGCCAUUCCACCGCUCAUUCCCCCGAUAACGGUCCCAAAAGUGUAUCGCCUAUACCUUGCAAUACUCUGCAGAACACGGAUUCAGCGUCGCCCAGCAGUACUCCAGGAAGCGGAGGCGUUCCGUUUACCCAACUGGAAUUGCUCGAGGCGACGCAUCGAGGUCUGCAUAAGUUCAUACCGCGGCAUCAUGACGAAAUUGAUCUUGAAAUCGGAGACCCUAUAUACGUGCAAAAGGAGGCUGAUGACCUCUGGUGUGAAGGCGUGAAUUUGAGGACAGGCCGGCAAGGUAUUUUUCCGUCUGCUUACGCAGUCGACAUGGAAUACAGCGAUUUCGAUCCCACCGCGCCCAAGGUGAAGAGAGAAAGAUAUCUUCUGGGUUACCUGGGCUCGGUGGAAACCCUGGCGCACAAGGGUACAGGAGUGGUUUGCCAGGCGGUACGAAGGAUCCUUCGCAACUCCUCGCAGGAUCCGCCUAUUUCGCAGAGCUGCAUUCUGGAGGUGUCCGAUCAGGGUCUUCGAAUGGUGGAUAGAAGUAAACCACGGAAGAGUCAGGGUCCCUGUCACGACUAUUUCUACUCGUUGAAGAACGUAUCGUUUUGCGCGUUUCACCCUCGCGAUCAUCGCUACCUCGGCUUCAUCACGAAGCACCCAACUCUGCAGAGGUUCGCUUGUCACGUGUUCAUCGGUCAGGAUUCUACGAGACCCGUCGCCGAAGCUGUCGGACGCGCUUUUCAUCGGUUCUACACGAAAUUCAUCGAGACUGCUUUCCCGAUAGAAGAUAUCUACAUUGAAUAAAUUGCUCUCGGCCUGACGUAUAGCGGCUGCGGACAAAAUAAUCUCACUUCCCCCUGUCCCCUGUACAUAUUGCCCGCUAGUUGUAGAUAUAAAGAAAUACUAAACGCGAAUCAAACACCCAAUUUAUACAUAUAUUGAACAUAUGUAUAUCUAUGUGUACUAAGCGUUUUUGAGAAGCGUCACGACGGGCUCAAUCCUCCGUUCAUUCUCUCGUCAUCAUUCUUUUUUCCAUUUGUCGUUUAUCAUUGUUUUUGUUUUAAGUAAACGAAAAAUGGCUAACAAAAUUAUUUAGAUUUUUUAUCACAGGCAUCGUGUAAAAUUAAAAAUAUACGGAAAUGUUAUUCGUAUAACAGAAAUAUUAGCGAGAAUAUCGACGAGAAUUUUUCUUUCUAGAUGUAAAAAUUUAUUGCUAGAGUGUUUUCCGUUAACGAAGAGACGGCAGAAUAAAAUGAAUAUAAAAUAGACUGAGUAGGUCUGCAGAGAAGAGAAAUACUGACGUUUUAAUGCUUAACGAGAAUUGAUCUGUUUUCAAAAUUGAUAAGUUUGAUUUCUGCAAUAUUUUCACAGUUGAAAACAGCGAUUUUUGCGACUUAUUUUAAUCGUUUAGCAGCUAGUGUUCCUGAUAGAGAACAUUUAAUGCUAAUUUUAUUGUAACUCCGCUAUUUUCUUUUAUAUAUUUGUUAAAAGAAGAAUCUAUAUUGAUUUUUUAAAUG